Molecule: messenger RNA, 1530 nt
Organism: Myripristis murdjan (pinecone soldierfish)
Lineage: Eukaryota; Metazoa; Chordata; Actinopteri; Holocentriformes; Holocentridae
Exons: 10
Coding region: 1-1473 (490 amino acids)
Source: RefSeq, a predicted model, not a curated record
AUGACUUUGAGCUCCAUCCUCAUCUGGACUCUCCUCUGCUGCUGCUUGACAGAGUCCAGAGGCCAGGUCACAGUGACUCAGCCUGGAGCAGUGAGCGCUGCUCUGGGAGCCUCCGUCACCAUCACAUGUAAAACCAGUCCUGCUGUUCCAACUUGUGGCAGCUCUUACUGUAAAUCUACAUAUGACAGUGCGGUUUACAUCUUGGCCUGGUACCAACAAAAAGAUGGAGAAGCUCCAAAACUGCUAAUUUACUAUGAUCGGCAUCGAGCAUCAGGGAUUCCAGGUCGUUUUACAGGCAGUGGAUCAAGGAGUGACUUCACUCUGACCAUCAGUGGAGUCCAGGCUGAAGAUGCAGCAGUUUACUACUGUCAGAGUUACCACAUUAUCAACAGUCAGCAUCUGUUCACACAUUUCCCCGGUCUUCCCAGUCUUGAGGCCCGUUUCCACCACAGGAACUUUGGGAUGAUGAUGUCACACAUUCUCCUGCUGGGCACCCUGGGGCUCCUUGUUCAGGAUUCAUCAGGAGAAAUCACUCUGACUCAGUCUCCUGGAUCUCAGUCUGUUAGUCCAGGACAGACUGUCUCUAUCAGAUGUAAAACCAGUUCAAGUGUUCAUAACAACCUCCAGUGGUACCUUCAGAAACCUGGAGAAGCUCCUAAACUCCUGAUAUAUUCUGCCACAACCCUUCAGUCUGGAGUUUCAAGUCGUUUUAGUGGAAGUGGAUCUGGAUCUGACUUCACUCUGACCAUCAGUGGAGUCCAGGCUGAAGAUUCAGGAGUUUACUACUGUCAGCAGGGUUACAGCGGGUUAACACAUUACCAUGGCAACCCAGCUGGGCUUGAGCCUGUGACCUCCCAGCAUGUACUGAGGCAGUUUGCAGCCAAGAGUGAAGCAGUCAGGAUGAGGAUCAGCAGCUCUAAGCCCAAGGCCAUGGUCGUCUUUCAGAAAAAGGUGUUUUUCCCUCACCAAGAGCUGGCUGAGGUGGUUCAGGGAUCUAGUCAGGACGCCUCCUGGUCGCCUCCCGGUGGAGGUGUUCUGGGCACGACCACCUGGGAAGAGGCCCCGGGGCAGACCCAGGACACGCUGGGAGGAGAUUAUGUAUCACUGUGGUACACUUUUGGUGGAGGAACCAGACUGGAGUUUGGAAGUGACGCCCCUCCCACCCUGACGGUGCUGCCCCCCUCCAGAGAGGAGCUGCAGCAGGGGAAGGCCACGCUCAUGUGCCUGGCCAACAAGGGCUUCCCCUCAGACUGGAGGCUGGCCUGGAAGGUGGACGGCAGCAGCAGCAGCAGCAGCUGGGAGCAGAGCAGGAGCCCCGGGGUGCUGGAGAAGGACGGCCUCUACAGCUGGAGCAGCACCCUGAGGCUCACUGCAGACCAGUGGAAGAAGCUGGGCUCUGUCACCUGUGAGGCCACCCAGGGCUCCCAGGCUCUGCAGGCCGAGACACUGAGGAGAGACCAGUGUCCCCAGUAACUGACCUGACUCACUGGGACUUCUGCUACUGGUUUCACUCUGCAGCUGCUCUCACUC